Molecule: messenger RNA, 3447 nt
Organism: Penaeus chinensis
Lineage: Eukaryota; Metazoa; Arthropoda; Malacostraca; Decapoda; Penaeidae
Product: protein scarlet-like
Exons: 15
Coding region: 269-2344 (691 amino acids)
Cellular component (GO): plasma membrane
Molecular function (GO): ATP binding; ATP hydrolysis activity; ABC-type transporter activity
Source: RefSeq, a predicted model, not a curated record
AAAGAAACAUAGCUAAAUUCAUGAUGUAUGUCUGCUUGUAUGAGGCAUGUGUGCGUACAUGUGCGUGUGUCUGUAUCGACUUACAGGGGUGUGGUGUAGAGAUCGCGUAACUCUGAGCAUGUGUGUGUGUGUGUGUACUAUUAGUGGCGCUCCAGACGGCUGGAACGGAGCAUGUAAUCCCCUUGUACAAGUGCGACCCCGCGUCAGUGCCUUCCGUCGCGUGAUGUCAGCGUGAGAACCGUGGAUUGCAGUACCUUCGUCAGCCAUCAUGUUUGCAAGAUUCUUCACCUCUGCAGACCUACCCAAUUCACCCAGGAACCUGCCGGUGAUGGGGCUGGAACAGGAGGAGAGGGCCUCCCUCCUGGGCUCUCAACAGUACGUGUACCAAUCGUCCGGCUCUGACACCUACUCCGGGGACUUCUUCGAUGAGGAGGAGGCUGCGGACACCUCGGGCCUCGUGAAGCAGUCGGGCCUUGGGUAUGGCACCUGGAGAGCACCCGACGACGGCAUCACACUCACAUGGAGGGACCUGAGCGUGUACGUGCCACAGAAGAGGAGCUGGUUCCGGAACGACGCGGGACAUCGGCCCUUCAAGCGAGUGCUCAACAAUGUGUCUGGAGCCGUCCGUCCUGGCAGUCUGGUUGCUCUCAUGGGCUCGAGUGGCGCCGGGAAAUCCACGCUGAUGAACGCCCUCGCUCACCGCACGCCUGGAGGGGUCAUCGUCGACGGGGAAAUCCUCGUGAACAGCCGCCGGGCCAACCGUGCGAUGGCGUCCCUGGCAGGAUACGUUCAUCAGGACGACCUCUUCGUCGGCUCGCUCACUGUGAAGGAGCACCUGAUGUUUAUGGCCCGGCUGAGGAUGGACCGACGGAGGACGCAGAAGCAGCGGAUGGCGCGCGUGCAGGAGCUUAUGAAGGAACUCGGUCUCCUGAAGACGCAGAACACGCGGAUCGGCACGCCAGGGCAGGACAAGUCCCUGUCGGGGGGAGAGAGGAAGCGCCUGGCGUUCGCGACGGAGAUUCUGACCGACCCGCCCUUGCUCUUCUGCGACGAGCCAACGACGGGUCUCGAUUCGUACAAUGCUCGAAAACUCGUGAGGAUGAUGAAGGACAUGGCCGCCAGGGGCAAGACCAUCCUGUGCACGAUCCACCAGCCUUCCUCCGAGGUCUUCGCCAUGUUCGAUAAGCUCCUGCUGUUGGCGGAGGGGCGCGUGGCGUACAUGGGUUCCUCGUCGGGCGCCCUGGAGUUCCUCGACAGCCUCGGCCACAAGUGCCCCUCGACCUUCAACCCGGCCGACUACUACAUCCACACGCUGGCGGUUCUUCCUGGCCACGAACACCGAUCUCGCGAGCGGAUUAAGCGGAUCUGCGACAACUUCGCCGUCUCCGCUUACUCGAAGGACAUCGACAUCACCAUCCAGUACCAAGAUAACAUGUGCAUUUCCCAGUCCGAUUCGGGAGCGAGCUCUCAAGAGGAUCACUUCUUCAGGAGUAUACCGCAAAAGCCCAAUUGGCUCGUUCAGUUCUGGUGGCUGACGUGGCGCUCGCUCGUCGACUCGUACAGGAACCCAGCCAUUCACUCCAUCAGGAUCAUGCAGAAAAUUCUCAUCGCUUUCCUCGUGGGCGUGUGCUACACCAACGUCACGCUGAACCAGGCCGGCAUUCAGGACAUCGAGGGCGUCCUGUUCAUCUUCAUCACGGAAAAUACCUUCCCUUCCCUCUACGGAGUCCUGAACAUCUUCCCCCAAGAACUGCCUCUGUUCCUGCGAGAGUACAAGAACGGGAUAUAUCGGGCGGAUACCUACUACCUCUCCAAGAUGGUGGCACUGAUCCCGGGUUUCAUAGUAGAUCCGGUCGUGUUCUGCAUCAUCUGCUACUGGAUGGUUGGUCUGCAGAGACACGCGUACCACUUCUUCAUGACGAUUCUGAUCACAAUCUUCACUGCCAACACUGCCUCGGCCUGUGGUUCCAUGUUCUCAGCUAUGUUUGAGAGUAUCCCGUACAUCAUGCUGUUCCUCAUUCCAUUCGACGUUGUUCUACUCAUCUCGGGAGGACUGUUCAUCAACCUUUCGUCAAUGCCGUGGUAUAUUGGCUGGGUGAAGUAUUUAUCCUGGUUCAUGUACAGUAAUGAGGCACUCACUGUUACUCAGUGGUCUGAUGUAACAAAUAUCACAUGUGAGAUGCCGCCUGGGGUCCCCUGCAUCAGCAACGGGCAACAAGUCAUUAAAGAAUAUGCCUUUAAUGCAUCUCAUCUGCAUUAUGACUUUGGACUUUUAACACUUCUCUACAUUGGCUUCCAUCUCCUUGGUUUCUUAGGGUUGUACCUACGAGCAAGAAAGAAGUGAAGCACCGAGUUCCGUUUAGAAUAUAUUAAUAGCUUGCAUCUUUUAGAAAAGAAAAUGGAAGGCAUUAGUCAGAAUAUGUCUUACUUCUUGGAACUGUGGUCUAAAUAUGCAGGCCAUGAACGUCCAUGUGCAAUUCUAAGGGACAAGACUAAUGUUAUGCUGAUUACAGUGAUAUGAAAAAGUAUAGGUAAUUUUUUUUUUUUUUUUUUUCAAGCCAAACCAAAUGAGUCAUGGGUAGAGUAUUCCAGAAUUAAACUGUUGCUCAAUGUGAAGUGUUACAGAUACAGAUAACUACUGUUUAUAUUGUUAACUUUUUUAAUGCUGGAUUUGCCAUGAUGAUCAUCUAGGUUGCAUCAUUUUGUUUUUAUUUCUUAUUAGUUUCAUAUUUUAUUAGUUAUAUUUGUGUUAUAUUUAGUGUGAAUGAUGUUCAUACUUGAGGUUCUGAAACAUAUACAGGUUGAGGUAGUGAAACGUUUAUAGUCUAGUGUAUCUUUGAGAAAUGUACACAGGUCAGUGUACAUACGAUUGCUUUAAUAAGUUCUGUUUAAAAAGGUAUUAGGAAAAUCUCUGUAUCAUUGUAGUUGGACAAGUCCCACUUCAGUGAAAUUUUGGUGAAACUUAAGAGUAAAGAAUAAUUGUAUCUGAUGCCCUUCCAGUGCUGUCUUUUAUGUUGUUAUAAGCCAGAAUUCAGAAUUACAGUAUAAGAUUUAAAAAGUAAUAAGCCAUUACUUUGAGUUUAUUUUUUACUAGACAAAAAAAAAUAUUUCUAUCAGCAUUGAGUGGUAUGAAUAUGAUCACCCAAAGAAGCAACAAAAAAAUAUAUUGUUACUAUUAUAUGUAUUUUGACUUUUGAUUCUCUUCGUGGUAUUUACACAUAUGGUAAAUUCUUUGAUUCUUUAAUUUCUUCAACAUUUUUAUCUCGGAUAUGUCUCUUAUAUGCUCAUUUUGUAACUGUGAUGUAAACUACUCCAUGUCAGAUGGCAAAGCUGUCAAAUGGUGGUGAUGUACCAUCUGUUUAUCUGUUCUGAAUACACAUUUCUCUACUUUUGCUAUGACAAACAAACAGGAGAAUCCAGAAUAAAAGAUCUAGUAUAUUGAUACUA